AAUGGGACAAAACCAAGGCAAGGAGGGGGAGCUAGGGCAGGACAACAGCUCUGCAGGACCAGAGGAAAAGGGACCAAGCCCAGACCCUGGGGGGGCCAAAGAGGAAGGCAAUCUAACCAUUGAAAUUCAUGGUGUCUGGACAGAUGAGGAGAACACAGCCGGUGGAAGAUUGGAUGGAGGCCCAGGCAGGGAGUCACCAUCACCUACACCAGUGCAUGGUUUGGAUUCUCAUGAUAAGUUGUGCGCUCCCACGGAUGGGGGGGUUGUGGAGGGAGGGGAUGGCGAGAAAGAGGGAGGAAGAAAGAGUAGCGAGGAAGACAGGGCUGAACCGCUGGCUCCACAGCAGCUGAAUGGAAUCGCACAGUCUGACAGCUGCACGCAAGGCACAUGGGAGGCUGGUGAACCAAACCACGACAGAAAAGACUUGGAGAGUACACUAGAAGACCAUCAGGACAACCUUAGGUGUGACCUUCCUGGUAAAGACAAAGUUGAAAGCCGUCGCAAAGGAGAAAACAGGAGUAAGAAGCAUGCUUCAUAUGUAAAGAACGAAAUGGAGUCUGUCUGUGGAGAUGACGACAAGCUAAAGAGCCAGGAAGAGGUGAGAAAACUCGAUUUUGGAGCUGCCUGUGAUAUUAGUCUAAAGAAUACAGGGCCUACCUUGGAGAUUCUGGAAAGGAAGGACAUUUCAAAACCAUGUGGUGGGGAUGCCAACGCCAACGUUCACUUCACGGUUCAAAACCAAGCUUUAGUCAUUACCAAAAAUGUCAUGUUGAGGACCAGCAUGACUGAAUCGCAAAACAAGAGGCUGAUUAACAAGCGCACAACAUCAAACCUUGUGAUGAACUCACAAGCGGAAACAUCAAAGGACACUACUGAGGCAAUUCAGCACAGCAAAGAAGAAAACCAGAAGAAGCUGCCAGAGAAUCCACAUAAGGUUGUAACAGAAACCCCAAACGCUGAACAUUCCUCCCCGAAGAACGUCGAAACCCAAAGAGAAAAUGUUACGGGGUGUCAGCCAACAGAUGAAGUCAUAAAGACCAGAUUUACUAGUUCAUCUCUGGCAGGUGUGGAUUUACAAAGCAAAGCUGUGAGUCUGGAAAGAGCGCAGAGCCCAGAGGACCUCAGCACCUUAGAAGUGGCAUCCAAGUCACCUUGGGGUCACUCUGAGAGCCAUCGACAAAUAUCUGCGGGCGAAUUCACACAGGAUGAGCUUCAGAAAGAAAGGCAAUUUAAUGUGUCAGACUUGGAGAGCCCUUGGACAAAGGAACCUUCACUUGGGAGAUCACCCGCUGGAGGUCAUAAAAAUAAAGAUGGCAUAAGAGGGACUGAAGAAAGAGAAAAUCUGGAAUCUGCUUCAAAGGGUCCGUAUCAUUCCCAUGAAAAAAAAACUGAGAUAAAAGAUCUUUCUCUGCAUGGAACAGAAACGGAAGAGGGUUGUUUUGUGACAUCUAAUAUUGCCAGUGUAGUUAUGCUGGGUGAAAACAAACCCUGGCUACAAAGCUAUGAAGAUGAGAAAUGUAUUACAUUCUCUGAAGACAUUACAGAUUCGAACCCCCAUUGUAAAUCUGAUGUUCAAGUUAUGCAAAAAAAUGAAAAAGAGGAUCUCCCUCUUUUAGCAAAGGCCAAAGUACACACAGAGAAAAGUCUGGCUGAAAUGAGUCCACAGGCAGUGAUACAAACCCUUCCAGAGACGGUGAAGGAUACUACAAAUGAGAUGGAUCCAGAACGUUCCUCUUCUAUAAGUGCAGUGAUUGAUGUAGAAGAUGCUACAAAACAACAGAGCUUAGAUGGAAACGCUAAUGCUAACUCAGAGAGAGACCAGGUCGGCAAGUCUAAUCAGAAUACCAUCAGCUUGCGCAAGGAAACAUCUGCAACUGGUUCCAUCUCUGAGCUCAUUGCUGGUCUUGAUACUGCAGCUUCAGGUCGCAUAGAUGAUAGGCCAAGUGUGGACAAGAAAACAGAAGUCACUCUGUCUGGUUCUUCUCAACUUCAAGAAAAAUGUUUUUUGAAGAUUUUUACAAAUGCAUCAACUCAUUCCACUAUAAGCCAGACAGACGUAUCCGAUCAGGUCCGGGAUGGUUGUGCUGCUGGAGCUGCAUUAGCACACAACACAGCAAACACAUCUGCUGCACAAGAUGUGCAACAUUCCUCCUCCAUGUGCAACCUAAUAAGUAUGCAAGCUAACGAGAAACAAGAUAAAGAGCAGAACAAGCUGUCGACACAAGCAAAUUGUCAUGUGUUAGAGGAGAAACGUUCAAGCCAGCUUGACCAAAAGCACGCAAUAGAAAGCAACCCAACAACCAGCAUGGAAACACCACAGGGUGCACAGAAAAGACAUGUUUCUGAUAUGAUAAAGGAAACUAUUGAGUUGCAGAAGAAGAUGAAGGAGUGGACCAAGCCAACUGAGGCCCGAGUUGAUCUGACCUUAGAUGCAACACAGUCUGUGAAAGUGUCACAGAUGAAAGCAGCAUUUGAUCCACCAAAGAAAUCACCUGACAAAGCACUAGAGAGAAAACCUUCAGUAAGAAAAGAUAUGUUCAAACGGGUUGUACGACAGAGUAAGUUCCGGCAUGUGUUCGGCCAGGCGGUGAAGAAUGACCAGUGCUAUGACGACAUCAGGGUGUCCCGGGUCACGUGGGAUAGUGCAUUCUGCGCUGUCAAUCCCAAAUUUGUUGCCAUAAUUGUGGAAGCUAGCGGAGGAGGAGCGUUCAUGGUUUUGCCUCUGCAUAAGACGGGCCGUAUCGAUAAGGCCUACCCUACAGUAUGUGGCCACACUGGCCCUGUUCUGGACAUUGAUUGGUGUCCUCACAAUGACCAGGUCAUCGCUAGUGGAUCUGAAGACUGCACCGUGAUGGUGUGGCAGAUCCCAGAGAAUGGAUUGGUGACCUCCAUGCCAGAGCCAGUGGUGGUGCUGGAGGGUCAUUCUAAGAGAGUGGGAAUCGUUACCUGGCAUCCCACCGCCCGCAACAUCCUGCUCAGCGCAGGCUGUGAUAAUGUGAUUAUCAUCUGGAAUGUGGGGACGGGGGAAGCCAUAAUCACCCUUGAGGAUAUGCACCCUGACAUCAUCUUCAGCGUCUGCUGGAACCGCAACGGCAGUCUCAUCUGCACCGCAUGCAAGGACAAGAAGGUCCGUGUGAUCGACCCGCGCAAGGAGGAGAUCGUUGCGGAGAAGGACAAGGCCCAUGAGGGUGCCAGGCCCAUAAGAGCUAUUUUCCUGUCUGACGGCAAAGUGUUCACCACUGGUUUUAGCCGCAUGAGCGAGAGACAACUCGCCCUCUGGGAUCCGGACAAUAUGGAGGAGCCAGUUUCUGUCCAUGAGAUGGACACCAGUAAUGGAGUCCUCCUGCCCUUCUAUGAUCCCGAUACUAAUGUGGUCUACCUGUGUGGGAAGGGUGACAGCAGCAUCCGUUACUUUGAGAUCACAGAUGAAGCUCCUUUUGUCCAUUACCUCAGCACCUUUACCACUAAGGAGCCUCAGAGGGGCAUGGGAUACAUGCCCAAGAGAGGACUGGACGUCAACAAGUGUGAGAUCGCAAGGUUUUACAAACUGCAUGAGAGAAAGUGUGAACCUAUCAUCAUGACCGUGCCAAGAAAAUCGGACUUGUUCCAGGAUGACCUUUACCCUGACACUGCGGGUCCGGAGGCCCCCCUGGAGGCCGAGGAAUGGUUUGAAGGGAAGAAUGGAGACCCUAUCCUGAUAUCCCUGAAACAUGGAUACAUCCCAGGCAAGAACCGUGAUCUCAAAGUGGUAAAGAAGAACAUCCUAGACAACAAGCUAAGCAAGAAUACAGAGAAUACCACCCCUGCCAUCAAGACUGCCACCUCCACACCAUCUAUUAAAAGUGAAGCUAAGCUGGAUGAAGUUUUGAAAGAAAUGAAAUCUCUCAGAGAGCUGGUCAGCAGUCAGGAAAAAAGAAUUGCCAAACUUGAGCAGCAGUUGUCUAAAAUGGACAUCUAAAAGGACCCUGAAAUUCCUUCCCCUUCU
Sinocyclocheilus rhinocerous is the source of this 3985-nucleotide messenger RNA. RefSeq names its product coronin, actin binding protein, 1Ca (gene coro1ca). Gene Ontology annotation, biological process: actin filament organization; neural crest cell migration. Bases 2 to 3958 code for a protein of 1318 amino acids. Lineage: Eukaryota; Metazoa; Chordata; Actinopteri; Cypriniformes; Cyprinidae. The record is from RefSeq and is a predicted model, not a curated record. Gene Ontology annotation, molecular function: actin filament binding. The transcript has 12 exons.